Molecule: messenger RNA, 1185 nt
Organism: Thecamonas trahens ATCC 50062
Lineage: Eukaryota; Apusomonadida; Apusomonadidae
Product: phytanoyl-CoA dioxygenase
Exons: 1
Coding region: 301-1185 (294 amino acids)
Source: RefSeq, a predicted model, not a curated record
CUCUCCUCACACACGCACGCACACACACACACACACUCUCUCUCUCUCUCUCGUCUACAGAUCUCGAACUUCUUUUUCAGGUACCUGGGCAAACGUUCUCCACGCGCUCCACCACCACUCCUCAGGCGCAUCCGCUUGCAACGGUGCUACGCUGCCCAUGGCGAGCAGUGGAGCAAGUGACACGUCAAGGCAAGAACCAGAGCAUCUGUAUCAUUGCUACCCACACUUUCCAUCUCACUGUGGGCAUGCUCUCGCCAUCGCUCUCCUCCUCGCCGCGCACUCGGCAUCGCACCUGACUCGAUGGCCGACCAAGGGGAGAACUCGCGUAGGCCUCUGCGAGAAGAAGAUGUGUGCGAGCAUGUACUCUCGCCCGACGACAUGAAGCGGUUCCAUGCCGACGGCUAUCUCGUUCUGCCCUGGCCGGUCCUCGAAGCCCACGCGCUCGACGCCGUCCGUCAGACCGCCGAGGAGCUCAUGGUGGCCGGGCCGGAGACGGUGGCACGGCUGUACGAGCAUCACGCCAACGAGACCGGCGAUGAGGACGCAGUCCUGUUUCACUGUCUCGGAGGGUGGCGGGUGGCUUCGGCACUGGCGGAUUUGGUGUACAACCCGGCGAUCAUCGGUCCGGUGUCGCAGCUGCUUCCUAGCCUGGCCUCUGAAGACGGCGCGCCGCGGGCGGGCGUGCGCUUGUGGCACGACCAACUGUUCUGCAAGCCUGGCGGCAUCGGCGGGCCGGUUGCUUGGCACCAGGACAUGUCGUACUGGACUCGUACCGCACCCGCUGCUCACCAUCUCACCAUCCACGUUGCGCUCGACGAUCAGAACCACGAAAACGGCGGUCUGUAUGUUGUGCCGGGCUCGCAGACGUGGGACCUACUCCCGGUCACCUCGCGGCACUUUGACGACAUGGACUCGAUUCACUCCGUGCUGACUUCAGAGCAGAGCGCUGCCUUUCAUCCGCACCUGCUCGGGCUCAAGGCUGGCUACGCCUCCAUCCACCACUCGCACACGGUCCACGGCUCCUGGCCAAACACGAGCUCCGCGCCACGCCGCGCCGCUGCUGUCAACGUCAUCGCCGACGGUGUGUACGCCAACGACGAUAGUCCGCUCCUCGCCGGCGUCCCGCCUGUUCCAUGUGGCGAGCCGCUUGUCGGAGAGUACUUUCCGCUCCUCUUCGAGCCAUGA